CAUCUAUUUAAACCCAUUGUUCCAUGUAUAUUUCAAUUCUCAAACAAAUAAUCAAAAUGAGAAAGAUUCACUUGUUCAGCUACUUAACACUUUUCUUGAUUCAAAUUGCAUUGAGUUUCAAGAAAGGUUCAUCUGCACCUGAAGAUGCUCUUGUUACACAUAUUCCUGGUUUUCAUGGCAGCUUUCCUUCCAAACACCACUCUGGGUAUGUGACAAUUGAUGAAACUUAUGGGAAGAAAUUGUUCUACUACUUUGUUGAGUCUGAAAGGAAUCCAAACAAAGAUCCUGUUGUUCUCUGGCUUAAUGGUGGUCCGGGUUGCUCUAGCUUUGAUGGGUUUGUUUAUGAGCAUGGUCCCUUCAAUUUCGAGGCGGGAAAGCCACGCGGUAGCCUUCCCACCCUGCAUCUCAAUCCAUACAGCUGGACCAAGGUAUCUAGCAUCAUAUAUUUAGAUUCCCCUGCUGGUGUCGGAUUAUCUUACUCCAGAAACGAAUCCGACUACGUAACAGGAGAUUUAAAAACUGCUUUCGACUCCCAUUUAUUUCUCCUCAAGUGGUUUGAGCUCUACCCGGAAUUCCUAUCCAACCCGUUUUACAUAUCCGGAGAAUCGUAUGCUGGAAUUUAUGUCCCGACUUUGGCUUAUGAAGUGGCUAAUGGAAUUGACGCUGGUGUGAAGCCCAUUCUAAACCUUAAGGGGUAUAUGGUGGGAAAUGGAGUCACAGACGAUGUGUUUGACGGAAAUGCCCUUGUACCGUUUGCACAUGGAAUGGGUCUUAUUUCCGAUGAACUUUUUGAGGCAGUUAAUGCUGAAUGUAAUGGUAACUACUACAACCCGAUAAACGAAAAUUGUGAAAGCAAGCUCGCGAAAGUUGAUAGGGAAGUUGAUGAUUUAAAUAUAUACGACAUUCUAGAGCCGUGCUAUCACGGGUCGUCGAGUAUAAUUCAACUCGAGAAUACAAAAGUUCCGUUAAGCUUUAGGAGAUUAGGUGAGAGUAGUGAGAGACCGUUAGCUGUUAGAAAAAGAAUGUUCGGACGUGCUUGGCCUCUUAGAGCUCCUGUAAAAGACGGUUACGUCCCUUCUUGGCCUCAACUUCUCAACGGCGAAAAUGUUCCGUGCACUGAUGAUGAAGUUGCAGAUGCGUGGCUGAACAACGAAGCGGUUAGGAAAGCAAUUCAUGCUGACAGUGCGAAUGUAGCCGGUAAGUGGGACCUAUGCACGGACAGAAUAUCCUUCUAUCACGAUGCCGGGAGCAUGAUCAAGUAUCACAAGAACCUCACUUCACGCGGCUAUCGAGCCCUCAUUUUUAGUGGGGACCACGAUAUGUGUGUCCCGUUUACGGGAACUCAAGCUUGGACAAGAUCCAUUGGUUAUAAAACCGUAGAUGAGUGGAGGCCUUGGACCAUCAAAGACCAAGUUGCCGGGUACACUCAAGGUUACGAAAACGGUCUAACGUUUCUCACCGUAAAGGGAUCUGGGCAUACGGUACCGGAAUACAAACCACGCGAGGCAUUGCAGUUCUAUACUCGUUGGCUCGAAGGCCAAAGAAUUUGAAACUAUAAACGAUGAAAUAUCUAAAAUUGUAGUUGUUUUGUUUAUUCUCGUUUCGAGUUUCUGAUUCUUCACAGACGAUCGAAGACGAUGACUUGAGUUAUCGAAAGACCGAGGGAGAUAAAUAUAUUUUCCAUGAUUAAGAUAUGGAUCUAAUAUAGAUACUUGUGGAACAAAAGAAUGCUGCAUUUUGCUUUCACGAUUAUAGUCAAAUAAAUAUUUCCUCUUUCAUAUUAA
This is a messenger RNA of Erythranthe guttata (spotted monkey flower), 1784 nucleotides long. RefSeq names its product serine carboxypeptidase-like 21 (gene SCPL21). Gene Ontology annotation, molecular function: serine-type carboxypeptidase activity; acyltransferase activity, transferring groups other than amino-acyl groups. Gene Ontology annotation, biological process: proteolysis; secondary metabolic process. The record is from RefSeq and is a predicted model, not a curated record. NCBI's taxonomy places the organism in Eukaryota, Viridiplantae, Streptophyta, Magnoliopsida, Lamiales, Phrymaceae.